CCACGUCCAGUUCUGCGCAGGCGCGUGCGAGGAGGCCUCGUCUCGGCUUCGCAUUGGCAACCAACCCGCCGAGUCUACCACCUGCGGGGGGGAGAGGGGAGCUGAUCCUCCAGUAUCCCACACUGCAACGCGGUGCCAGUCGUGUCCUUCCUCGCUCCCCCCCCCGCUUCUUCCUUCGUCUCCCCCGCUUCUUCUCGCAGCCGUCGGCCGCCAUGUUGUGCUAGUUUCGGGCUCGGCGGCGGCUGGCCACGUACCGACGACGACGACAAGCACCCACGGCUUCGCGCUGUCUGGCAGGAGGGGCGCCGCGGGUGCUCUACGCCGCGACCUCUCCGGACCAGGCGCCAUGGCAGCCGCCUUGGGAGGGGAAGGCGCAGAUGAUGACUUUGAUCAGUUUGAUAAGCCUGGUGCAGAAAGGUCUUGGAGGAGGAGAACUGGAGAUGAUGACUGGGACAGUGAACUGGAUGACGACUUGCUAGGAGAAGAUUUGCUGACUGGCAAAAAGACCCAGUCAGAUAUGUCAGAUGAAGAAUUGAAUGAUGAUCUUCUCCAGAGUGACAAUGAAGAUGAUCAACACUUCAGUACACAGGGUGUCGCAGUUAGUCUUAAUGCUACAUCUGGCAUGGUUACGUCCUUCGCGCUCUCCGAGAGUGCGAAUGAUCCAUCUAUCGAGCAAGAUUCAGAGUAUGAUCAAGGGGAGGAUGGAUUGGCUUACGACAAAUCAGAAGUGCCAGAAGAGUAUGCUGAAGAGUACACAGGAGGAGGACAAUAUGAAGGCCAAGAGACGGAGCUGAUAGAAGACCAAAUAGAAUAUGGGGAAGAUCACGGAGAAGAAGAGAUUUAUAAUGAUGAAGUGCUAGAUCUUGAAAUCAAUGAACCUCUAGAUGAAUUUCCAGAUGAAGAUUAUAUGCAGUCCUAUAGUGAGCAGCAAGCAAUGGAACAGCAGCAAGAAUAUGUAGCUGAAGAAGAGUUGGAAGAGGUUGCGGACAGCCAAACGCCUCCAAAUGAGUCAGAAGAGGCAGUGAUUGAAAACCUGGAGCUUCAAGAGGAAACAAAAGAAGAAUCUGAAGAGGAGGAUGACGACGAUCAGGAGUCUGGUCGAUUACGUUUCAAAACUGAACGGAAAGAAGGGACAAUAAUUAGACUGUCUGAUGUAACAAGAGAACGAAGAAACAUUCCAGAAACAUUGGAACUUUCUGCAGAAGCCAAAGCAGCGUUGCAUGAAUUUGAAGAGAGGGAAAGACAACUGAAACAGGGCCGUUAUGGCUCAAGAAGAGGAGCAAGGCGAGGAGGACCUUUAAUGUAUCGUGGAAUGGGAGAACAAAGAAGAGACAACAAUGAAAGGGGAAGAAUGAAGGAUCACAGGCCUGCACUGCUGGCAACUCAGACAGCUGUUACGGCCCAUUCACAGAGGAUGUUUCCUCAUCAGCAACCCAUUAGGAAUCUGUUUCAGCAGCAGCAACAGCUACAAGGUCUGCUACCUCUCCCGCCUCAGCAUCAUACACCACCACCUCCUCCCCAAGGGAUUCAUAUGCCACCCCAGCAAGAAACACCAAGAAUAUUGAUGACUCCUCCUCCAGUGACGUCUCAGCAGCCCAAAAAUAUACACAUCAACCCGCACUUCAAAGGAACUGUAGUGACGCCUGUGCAAGUGCCCUUGCUGCCAGUCCCAACCCAGCCAAGACCUGCUGUAGGACCCCAGAGAUUUCCUGGCCCUCCAGAUUUCCAGCAGAACCCACCGGGACCUGUUCCUACCAACUUCAAUCAAGCCCCAAGGCUUUCCCUUCAAGACCAGUGGAGAGGGCCGCCUCCGCCUCCACCCCCUCUGCCGCCGCCGCCACCUCUGCAGGACCGAGAGCCUUUCUUCAUGGGAGAGCCAAGAUUUCCUAGCCACCACUUGUUUGAGCAGCGGAGUCCCCCUCCACCGCCCCCACCUCCACUUCUCAACAGCACCCAUCCUGUUCCCAGCCAGAAUCCACACCCUUUCAGCCAGCCCGGACCAGGCUUUAAUCAGCAAGGCCAGCAACCCAUGUUUCCCAGAGACAGACUGGUGAGGCCAAACAUUCAGCCUCAGGGCCCAGUGGGUGUCCUUCACUUCAACCAGCCUGGGGCAGCAAACGCACGACCAUUCCUCCCUCCCAGGCAGCCGUUCCUGCAGGCUCCAGGGCAGCCGUUUAUGGCAACUCACACACAGCCCAACAUGCAGGGCCCCUUGCACCCUCCUUUGCAGCCGCAGCACCAGCACCAGCACCAGCCCCAUCCGCAGCAGCAGCAGCAGCACCAGCCCCAGCCGCCUCAGCAGCUCCACCAGCAGCACCAGCCCCACCAGCAGCAGCACCACCACCUCCUUGCUGUGCCUCCCCAGCCUUUGAUUCCGGUUGCCCCGUCCCAGUUCAGGCCUCAUCUUCAGACUUCGCAGCAGUCGCCGAGCAACAACAGGAUGCCGUGUCAGCAGCGACAGAGUCUGGUCAAGCCCAGGCAUAACACACCGACACAGAACAUGGUGAAGCGUCUGAAUCAGCAAAUCCAGUCAAGUGCUCCACGGAACAGCAACUUGCGUGAAUUGCCCAUAGCACCGUUACAUGCAAUUGAGGCUGCGAACAACCGGCGAACCUCAGCACCUGCUGCUCAGGUGAAACCCAUUACCAGCACUGCCCCUGCCAUGCGGCCUGCUGCAGCCAUCAAGAACCAACAAGGAAGGACUGAGACGAAACCUAGAGCAGUUACCCCAGUGGCCCAGCCCAAAGUGGAGGUCAGAUCUGAGCCAGAGUUUCCUGAUGAAGAUGAAGAAACCAGACUGUACCGCUUGAAGAUAGAAGAGCAGAAGCGUCUAAGAGAAGAGAUCCUGAAACAAAAGGAGCUCAGGCGACAGCUUCAGGCUGGGGCUCGGAAGAGAGAGUUGCUGGAACGGCUGGCCCAGCAACAGUCGUCUUCCAUGCAGCCGGAGGAGCAGGAGGAAACGCCGCAGUUGCCCACCAACGGAAACCCGCUGCUUCCUCUUCCUGGCUCACAGCCCCGUCAAAAUGUGAAAUACAGGUUGAUGGUUAAAAAGCAAGAGCCAGGAGUUCCGAACCCCCCAGCUCUUCAGCCGAAGCCCGCAAAUGUUCUGCAGGCUGGGGAUCAUGCGCAGUUUCAAGGACAGCAGAUAAAGACAGUGAAGCAGUUAAGGCAGGCUAGGACGGUGCCCGAAAAUGAGCUCCCGAUCCUGCAUAAAGGGUUGCAAGCAAAGCCUCCUGCCGCACAUUUGAACCCAUCUCAGAUUGCUCGGGUGGCAUCGAUGCAAAGCCAACCUCAGGAGCUGAUGCCUGGGAUGAAAAGGACUGUCAUGCAGCGGGCAAACAGUGGUAGUGGAGAUGGGCCCCAUGUCGGCACCAAAGUCAGGGUGAUUAAAUUGUCAGGAGGGGGUGGUGAGAAUGUUGGAUUUGCUCACGCCGAGGGGCCUCCCCACCACCUCCUGCAAACCCUAGAGCAGAGACAUCAGCCUGUGCGGAAGGUCACAUUGACGAAGGGAACAGUCCAGCAACUGCAUCCACACCCGCUGGCCCAGAUUCACUCAGCAGUUCCUCAAGGGCUGAAAAACAUCCAGGGGAUCCAUCCAGCUAAAAAGGUCAUGACUCAUGGGAGAGGCAGAGGCAUUGCGGGCCAGAUGGGCCGAGGACGCCUGAUGCCAAACAAACAGAACCUGCGAGUGGUAGAGUGCAAGCCUCAGCCCUGCGUCGUGUCAGUUGAAGGGCUUUCUUCAUCAACCACGGAUGUCCAACUGAAAAACCUGCUGAUGUCAGUAGGACCCAUUCAGCGCCUGUAUUUGGAAUCCCAAAAGCAGAAGCUGGUAAAGAGUCUGGAGGCUAAAGCAAUGGGAGAAUGUCCUGCAGUAGUUGAGAAAGAGAGACCUAACUUGGUGAGUUUACAGAUGCUUCCUCAACAGCGAAAGGCCAUUGCAAAAUUUAAAGAGCCAGCAGAUGCUUUAAAAUUUCAACAAAAGUUUCACAGGCAUAUGAUCGAUUUGUCCCACAUCAACGUGGCACUUAUCAUGGAGUGACCUGCUGAACACGAUGGAUCAUUACGCUCCAGGUCACAGGCAAUGGAGGAAGUCACAAGGCCAGGAUCUCCCUGUGAUCUCCGAGGCCAAAGUUGCAGUAUCCCUUUAAAACUUCAGACUGCUCUGUGACACUACAGUUGGCAACAGCAUUGCUGCAAAGGAAUGCCGAAUUUACAUGGAACAAGACAUGGCGAGGUCUAUUGUCUUGGCUUUCUUAUUUCACAUUGUCAGUGCAUGGAACUGUCGGUCCCAUGCACUUGUGUACAAAGGGUGCAUACAGAUGGAGAUGUACUGUGCGAUCACAGUGACUCAGAUUUCAAAGAACACUAACUCUGAAAAGUUUUUCCCCCCUUGUUUCUUCAUAGCAAAGAAUAUUUGAUAAUGGUUGCUCUUAUCUUCAGGGUCUCAGAAUGAGAAUGAACCCAUAUACCCACCUUUUGUAGCUAAGCAGGCAGGUACUUAUUAAUAUGUAGACUGAAACAUGAGCUACAGAAUUGGUUGGUAUUUUGCCAAGGGGCAUUGGAGCUCAUUCUUGAAAGUUCUUCCUGGUGGGGUGAAUGCAAUUCAGUCUUUGCAACAUGAAGUCCAGCAGAUCCUCUCUACCUUCUUUCCUCUCCAACGUUGCUUUGUUGGAAUAACUUUGCAAUGUCCCCUUCUUGGUGAAACAAGUAUCUUUAUGUUCGCCCUCCUGGAGUCUUGUAGAGAUAUGCCUAUAAUCAUUUAUUUAGAUUGCUUAUUGGGUUAUCUGCAGGGAGGUGGGAACACAGUGCCAUAAAUGUUCAGGUUUGUUAUAACCCUAGCGUAGUGCACAAAGAAACAAGGUCCAUUCCUGUCUGCCUGUGGUUGUGAAUUCUACCACUGGUGUUGUCUGCUUCCUAUAAUCUAUGACUUUGAUUUGCACCUUUCUCUGGGAUUUACUCUGAUGAUUUGCUCCGACUGCAUAAUGGCAGAGGCGUUGAAUGUGUCCCCCCCUCCAAAGUGAAAUUAUGAGGACUUUCCCUCCCCUGAGAUAUGGGACUACUCCAAAAAUAUGUACAGCCUUUUAGGAAACUUUUAUAGUAGUUAAAAUGUAAAUUCAAGCAGCGUUUUCAAAGGAAAGCAUUUUUAAAAAGCUUCUAUGCGUCUCGUUUGGAUGGGUGGGGGUUCUUCGUUAAUAGCUAUUAAAAACUGUGAUUGUACUAAUGGAACUAGGUGCCAGUCUAAAUUGUGUUGUCAGUAAGACAGAUAAGAAUCAGCCAUUAGAAAGUGUCUUUCAUUAUCUUUCUUCAUGGUGGCUAAAAUUAGCCACUUUGAAAAAUACUGUGCUUUACAAGGCCUGUAUUUUACGUGAAAUUGGGGUGGCAGAGGGUUUUAAUGAAAGCAGAGCUUUUAAAACUGAAUCCCCCAUUAAGAACCUAUUGGAAUGAUCAAUUAAGCUAUUUGUGUGAUGUCUCUUAAAGGCAAAAUUGCUUUCUUGUCCCACUGGGAAUAUUUCCGGAUAUAUUUCAGUAACUGGUGUAUAUACUACACUAAAAAUAGCUAUACUGUACUGGUGUAGAUACUACACUAAAAUACAGAUAUUUUAAGGUGUUUUUAAUUAAUAGCUUUUGAACACCAUCUUCAUCCUUUCGGAGCACCCUGUCUUGAAAAUGACCAUAGAACCAUGCCAUGGAGGUGAGUGGUGGUAUUAUUAUAGCCCAUUCAUUUGUCUAUAUGAAUGGCUAGUCAAGGCAAGCAGAAUCUUGAUCUAUGGUGGAUCAUUAGCCUUUUGCUCUGAUCAGGACUGUUAUAUAGAUUUUAUGGCCAUCAGAAUAAGAACACACACGACUGAACAGUGACGACCUCCAAGUGAGAUUUGGGUUCUUCCGCAGCCAUUAGGCUGUUAAGAUUGUGUUCAUCACAUUCCUCAAGCAAAGCUUCUCCAUAGUGAGUUGGUUGGUCAAAAAUGACACCUGGAAAAUGGAUUGGCCAGCAUGGUGGUUGAACUGUGUGCAACAUGGGCAAGUUUAAGAACUUGGGUUAAGUAGACUGAGUUUCAAAAGCAGGGGUGUUUGUCAAACAAGGGGUUUUUAUGGCUUCUAAAUAGUAAGUCCACAGUUCCGCUCUUAGAAAGCCCAUUCCUCUGACAUCUGCGGGGUGUUUGUUAGCAAGGGUGACAUUUUAAGCUGCUAAGAAAAUCGUGCCGGUAUUUUAAAAUGUUGUUUAAAGGUUUUAAACCUUUGUCCAUGGAAAGCAGGCCAUGGUAUGGCACUUGAAAUAGGGGUGUGUGCUUUUGUAUAGUUUUUGAGUAUAGACAUAUUUGGCGAACUCUGCACAUUAUAGAGGAUGUUGUAUGCCAUGUGUGUUGUAAGUGUGCAUGCAUGCUCACACUAGCAUCUUGUAUGCUCGCCGUUUCAUUGUAGGAGCUUUCUUGUUUGGGGGAUCUUGUCCUUCCCAUAACCAAGAGUAUUUAUUCUUUCCACAGCUGGGAUCAAGAAUCCAAUGAUCUGGGUGGCAGGCACCCAGCUGUUAGGUUGAGCAAUCAUUAGGAUGUUAUAAUAAAAUAUCUUAACCAAUUUAGUGCUGCCUUAGAACUGGAUUUGUUGGCAGGAUCACAGUUGUGGCUGUUCUCAAUUUGAGGCACCUUCCACUAAAGCAAAUAUCACAGUAAAAAUAGGAGCCCCUGUCCUUUUUGCCCAACACUUCACGGCCCAUCACCACUUCCAUUUUUGUAGAAGAUCUGUUGCAACCAUUAUCUUGUUCUUUCUGUAUCAUGGGUUUAAAAUACAAUGCAAAAUGCAGGAACUGCAUUUAAUGUAUUAUGUAAAUAUGGAACUUUUAAACAAGCAAUUUCAGAGGCUUAUAAUUCAGCCACAUCAAAGCUGUUUGGUGGGGUGGGAAGGAAGGGGGUUGUGUUGUCUUAUGAGAGUUGAAUGGAAAUGGAUCCAUACAUGUUCAUUUUUUUGUGUAACUCUUCAAUUUUUUUUUAUAAAGAUGCUAGUAAGUCAAUACAUGUAUCCUGACCUGCGUAUUAUUUGAUCAUGAAGCUUCAGAAGCUGAACCUUGGUAUGGAUGUUUUAGCCACUAGAUGGAGCCAUAUUUUUUCGCUUUUAGAGUAACCCUUUAAUUUCGCAACACUUUACUUCACUGUUCCUUGCAUGUCCUUGGUUGUGGAAAAAGUACAGCACCAAGUUACAUGUGAUAUUAUGAUUUUCUAGUUGAACAUAAAAUGGGCAACACAGUUUCUAUUUGUCUUUAUAGUGUUUUGGUUUUUAGUUUUGGUCUUGGUGGCUUUUUGUAGAUUGGGACAAGGGUUGGUCAUUUUAUUUCAUGAAAUAUGUAGGCCGGUUGGGUGAUAGGCUGUGAAAUAAGGUCGACUUGCUUCAUUUUCACGGUUCAUUCUGGUCAUCGGAGUUUAUUAGUAGUAUUUAAAUCCUCUUCUUGCUAUCAAGAGUUUGUUAAAACAUUGAACCUAAAGAAAGAAAAGAAUGCCUCUAUGCAUAUAUUUCUAAUGCCAGGACCUUAACCUAAGCCACGGAAGUAAAAAAGCUGAAUGGAGAGUUUAAAUUAGCCAGAUAAUAUGGAGUUCCAUGUGGCUGCAAUCCACAGCCAACGUUGUAACAGACUGAAUAGUUCUAAGCAAUGUAGCCUCAUUGUCUCCCCAAAAGAAUUGGCCUCUGGAUUGCAGCCUCUGGAUAUUGCAGUGAAUGCUACAAAAUAUGAGGCAGGACCAGAACACUAAAGAACUAGGGUGAGUUUAUAUAAUUUUUAUGGAGACGUCAGCAUAAGGUGACAUUUCCCCUUCAUUCUUCCAUGGCUGCUGGCUUAUGCAUGCCCCCCAUGCUGAAAUCAGAAGGUGGCCGUGGUCUCUUUCAGUGGCUGAAUAUUAUGGGGUGGUGGUUGUUUUCUUGUUACCCAAGGCAACCACAGAACGACGAAAUGGAAAUGUCACCUUGUGGUAAUACUUUUCCCUAUGAUAGUACAAGCUUAGCCUUUUAAUUUUUCCUUCCUGUGGCUUUUAAAACUCUUCUUCAAUCUUUCUGCUGCUUAAAGGAACUUAAGUAGUUUCACAAUCUGAGUUAGUAUGAAAGCUUUAGGUGGCACUAGAAAAAAGGAUUUCCUAUUACCCAUAGGAUGUGUACUAGCUAUUAGCCCAGUAGUGGAUAUUUUAAUUCUUCUCUGCUCCAGAUUGCACAAUCUAGAUCUGCCCAACGUUAACUGAUCUCUCCCAAGAACCUUUUCUGUAUACUCAUUAUUAGGGAAAAUAACAGUGUGUGUUUCCAUUUCUCUGACUUUUCUGGAUAAACUCUAGAUGCCUGGCUUAUCUUAAUUCCAUAGAUAUGAUAUUAGCGUUUCCAUUGUUGUCCUGUUACAUCCUCACAUACUUACUGAUGGGCAAUACUCCUGGUUUUUGGUGGUGGGGGUGUGUGUGAGUGUGUGUGUGUAUGUGUGUGUUUCUUUGAUCAGCUGCCUAUAAACUCUCUCCCUGUCUUCUAAACUUUACUUUGCAGCAGUAGCAUUGGACAAAGCUAAGGGAGAAUAAGUGGUGCGAGAGGGUGCAGUUUGUUUUUAAAGAAGCAUAGAACAACUAGACGCUCAUCUCCUUGGGAUUUUCUUGUAGAAUAUUCCCUUAGCAUCAUUAAAUUUCAAGAUGAAUUUCAAACGUUUAAAUACUAAGAAGUAGUAUUGCAGAAGUAUUAAAUCCUAAGGAUUUUGUGUAAGGUUUUUUGUAACCUUUUAGAAUUAAAAUAUAUUUAGCAGCCUCUUAUCAACAUAAGCCUAAGAAGGUCUUAUGUGCAGACCACUGAUUCACAUUGGAUCUCAUGUAUACCAUCCUCUGGUAUAAAUAUGGUUGGGAAGGAUCAUUUGUCUAUUGUGAUAUUCAAAGGAGACAUUCCCAAUUUUCUUCCUCAUCUUUGGUGGUAAGACUUCUUGUUGCGUGAUGUAAGCAUUUGGGCAAGAAGGUCCUUUCUUAAGCCCAUUCCUUGCUUUCCAGCUUUGGGUUGGAUGCCACUCUUGCAAAAAGAUGGUAGUCUGUUAACACUGAUUUUUCAGCAGGUCAUUGUUAAAGGUGGUUUAGUGAAAAGCUGGGAAGCGAAUUCUUUCAAAGUAAUUGGAAAUUGAACUGCCCCUAAUUUGUGUGUGUGUUUUUCAAAUGAGGUAUUACAGAAAAUUUAUCUGUAUUUUCAAAAAAUAGAGAGACUAACUGUAAAAUGGUAUUCUAUUCAACCGAUUGUUUAUGCACUUUGUGUUUUUGCUUUAUGUAGUAAUUUUCUCUCUCCCCUACAUCUAUGUGCGUAAAAAUAAAUAUUACUUUUGAAAUAAUCAGAUCAUUUUCUUUACAGAAUUGGGAGACGGACUUAAUUCUCACCAUCACACCAUUCCUUCCAGAGUCUGACUUUGAAAUAUUUCUUUUCACAGGUGCAUCAGAGGCAUUAAACUCAUUUUCCCCCCACAGCUGACCAUCUGCCUGUAUAUCUUAUGCAGUUUUAGCACUGUGUUAACGACAUCUUUUCCUAAUACCAAUUUUUAUUUUUUGCUAUCCCAUUGGCACUUUCUGGUGCACAAAAUAGAUGAGUUUUUCACUCAACUCUUAAAAUCUGGAGAGAUAAAGCAUCCAUUCCGGGGCUGCAAGAGCUUUCAUGGGGAUUUGCAUUUGGCUCCUUCCUGCCCAGAAUCUCCAUAUGCCAUUGCAAUGCAUGGACACACUACUUUCCAUGGGAAUGGGGUCACCGAUAGGUGUGCCAAGUUCAUCCCUGGCAUCCCCAGGCUGGGACGCACUCCUGCCUGAAACCUUGGAGAGCCAAUGUGGAGCCAGUACUGAGCUAGGUGGACCAUUGGCCUGACUCAGUAUAAGGCCGCUUCCUAUGUUCCUCUGCUCCGUAUUGCAGCUAAACAGAUAGCCUUUGCUCUCCUCUAGUUCAGCAGCUUUCUUAUUUAUUUAUUUAUAAAUAAAUAAAUAAAUAAAUAAUAUUUAUACCCCACCCCUCCAGUUCAAUACUGCUCGGGCAGCUUACAACAAUAAGAUAGACACAGAUACAAGCAAUAAUUUUUUUUAAAGUCAAAUUAAAUUAGGUUCAAAUUAAAAUGGGAAAUUAUAAAAAGCUAAAGAACCUACCAGAUAUAACAAAAUAAAAAGCUUCCUUAAAAAAGGUGUUUUUAAAGAUGUUUUUUUAAAAACACUGAGGGGAGGGAGCAUGGCGAAGCUCUUCAGGGAGGGUGUUCCAAAGCCAAGUGGCCACAACCGAAAAGGCCCUGUCUCUAGUCCCCGCCAACCAGAUCUCUGUUAGUGGCGGGGUCAUGAGCAGGGCCUGAGAUGAUGAUCAGAAGGUCCUGGUAGAUUCAUAUGGGUCUCUUAUUUAGGAGACACACAAAACUUGAACAGGAAACUUCCCCAGACCCUCUUGGAUCUGGGAAAUUAUUUAGAGGCAUAAUUGUGCUUGUCCUGUGUGUAGAAAGCAGAAUGUGCAGAGUAACUCCACAGAAGGUCAGUAGCAAGACCCUCUCAUGUCCCAUCCAACCAUUCUGUGACCUGCUCCUCCCUGGGUCCUGCUUCCAUGGAGCAUAGCUUGUAUGAUGGGGGUGGGUGGGACCUAGGCAGUGUUCCCUCUAAGGCGUGCACAUGCUCACAAGUUUUUUUUAUGUCCGCUCAGUUAAUUUUAGAUCCUGCUCCAGUUGAAUCAGGAGGGCCCCAUUCGGAAUGCACAUGCGCACCCACUGCCUUGAUACUGCCGCCCAGAACAAAACGCAUUUCGCACGUAGAGGAAAAAGAUUAGAAGGAACACUGGACGUAGGCAAUACUUGAAUUAUGAGGGGGAAAGGCGGGGGGGGGCCUUAAUAAAAAUCCACAUGCCCACUCCCUAACUUUCCCCCAGUUUAGCCCAACUAUCCUCCCAAUAGCCUCUUAGCAGCAGCAGCCAAGGGAGUUGCUACAAAAGGUAAAGGGUCUGCCUCUGCAGCCCCACCCCUGGUCCUCCAGACAUUUGAGCACUGACUAGGGUGAAGAGGACCUCUCUAAUGGCUCCCAUUCAUGGGUCUUGCAUGGAAGGGUAGCCCGCAAGGAGACCAAAGGUGGAACAUGGGGAGGAAUUCUGCUGGCUUCCAGCAGAGCCACUCCACACACCUUGCUCUCGACCCAUGGAGCAAAAAGGACCCUGCACCCUUGGGUGUUCUAGUCUCAGGCACUUAAUCAGAGAUGCACCAAUGGCAUGUCUCUCCCCCCCCCGCCCCCACUUUCCAGGGGAUCCAGGUGUCUCUUUAAAUUGUAAACCACCCUGAGCCUUUUCGGAAGGGCGGUAUAAAAAAUUGAAUAAAUAAAUAAAAUAAUAAUAAUUUCCAACCUUUGGCAUGGAAGCAAAAAUUUGAGCUCCCUGAUUCCUGUUGGCUUCAGACCCCAUAGCCAGCACCCUAAUGACCGAACCACAAGACUCUCCUGCCCCACUGGUCAUUGUGCUUCAUAUCAGUAUUUUAGAACAAAAAAUGUUCUUUGUAGGAUACUUUGCGUAUUUGCAAAUGCUUGCAUUACUCCUUAGGUGGAACUGAUACUUUCUCUUUACAGGUUUUCUUUCUCCUCCUUUAGGAAUGAUGUGUGUCGUGGAGAAUGUACCAUUAGUAGUUGUUGUUACAGAAUUCAUUAUGUGUACAGGGAAGUGGUACCGUUCCUGUGGCUGUCCCGGGAUUGCUAACCUUUUUCUUUCCCUCCUCCUCACUUUUUACAGGCUCUCCCUGAACUCAGUGAUAGUCAUAGCUCUGUAACACUUGUCGCGUAGCAAUAGCACAAACCUGUCCAGUCAUGUAUUCCUAAAUGUGAUCCUUCCUAACCUGUAACCUCACGAAAUACUGUAUGUGUUCGAGUGCGAUCAGCAAUGCCAUUAAAACUUGUACUUCUCUCAUCUGGACUGUGAAAUGUGUGUGUUGAGAAAAAUUCAAGAGAUGGCUCAGUCACCCUGCUGACUCCACUGGGGGUCACAGCCCACCUCCUGCUUCCUACCACUUCGGCAAUCCCAGUUAUUCCCCAGCUUACUUUCUUAAAUGUAAUCCAUGUGCCUUCAUGUGCCAAAUUCCUUUUGCUUGCCUUAGAAGGUUCCCCUGGAGUCUGUUGACGUGAUAUGAAUGUAAGAAUGACUUCUCAGACCUAAUCAAUGUAUACAUGUGUGAUUCCCAGAUUUCAAAUGUCAUGAUACAAUUGAAGUUGUCCACUGUAACUGAAGUGUUUAAAUAAAUAAAAAAAAAUUUUUAA
Molecule: messenger RNA, 12236 nt
Organism: Hemicordylus capensis (graceful crag lizard)
Lineage: Eukaryota; Metazoa; Chordata; Lepidosauria; Squamata; Cordylidae
Gene: RBM33
Product: RNA binding motif protein 33
Exons: 21
Coding region: 347-4039 (1230 amino acids)
Molecular function (GO): RNA binding
Source: RefSeq, a predicted model, not a curated record